UCAUGUCCAAAGCAGGGGUCAUUCGUGUGGGACUUGGUAUAGUUCUUGGAGCAGCUGCAGGAAUAGGUCUCAUCUUUUAUUUCUACAAACAGAAGACAAAGAAGCACAGUCAGAAAAACAACUCAAUAUAUCCAGUUGUACAUUGUCAGCAAAAUGCUGUGUAUGUUCGUGAACAGGGAGAAACCCUUCAGCCUUAUAAUCAAGUUCCAUGGAUGAGACCAGAACCAGUGGCAGGUGGUGAUAGCAUUCCAUAUACAUCUCUUCUAACACAUGAAGACCAGGCUGAAGUCUUAAACCGUCUUGAUUUUGUGCGCAGAAGCCUUAUAGAGUUGCAACAUGAGGUGCAAGAAUUACGGAAUAGCCUACAGAGUUUAGCUGGAGAAAUUAUUGGAGAAGUCAGGUCCCAUAUAGAAGAAAGCCAAAAGGUUAUUCGGCGGAGGCGUUUUAUAUAUCCCAGAGAAAGAAGCGAUUCCACAGGAUCCAGCUCAAUAUAUUUCACAGCCAGUUCAGGAGCUGGCAACACAGACGAUGGAGAAAGUGAAGGGGGCUAUACUACGGCCAAUGCAGAAUCGGAUUAUGAUAGGGAAUCUGAUAAAGAGAGUGAUGAAGGAGAAGAUGAAAUCAGCUGUGAAACAGUUAGAACUGGAAGAAGAGAUUCCUUGGACCUUGUCAAUGAAGAUGAAGCAGGACUGAGUUUGGACACUGCUUCAGAAGAAGAACUUGCUCAGUUACUUCACCAAGCCGAUAACUCACACAGAGGGACUGACCAGGAGAAGAGAGACGGUUUCCAACUACUGCUUAACAAUAAACUUGUGUAUGGUGACAAGCAGGAUUUCCUUUGGCGUCUGGCCCGAGCUUACAGUGAUAUAUACGAAAUCACAGAAGACACAGAGGAGAAGAAAUCAUAUGCUUGUGAUGGCAAAGAAGAGGCCGAAGAGGCUCUGCAGUUAGGAGAUCAAAACGCUGAGUGUCACCAAUGGUAUGCUAUUCUGUGUGGUCAGUGUUCAGAACAUGAAAGUAUACAAAAGCGCAUUCAAGCUGGUCAUGUCUUUAAGAAACAUAUUGAUAAAGCCAUUGCUCUGAAACCAGAUGAUCCCAUUUCUUAUUAUCUCUUAGGUCGGUGGUGUUACCAGGUUGCUCAUUUGGGAUGGCUGGAAAGGAAAACUGCUUCUGCUUUAUAUGAAGAACCUCCCUUAGCCACUGUCCAAGAUGCACUGGAAAACUUCUUAAAGGCUGAAGACCUAAACCCUGGUUUUUCAAAAGUGGGAAGAAUAUAUAUUGCCAAGUGCUACAAGGAGCUGGGGGAUAAUUCUAAAGCUGCGCAUUGGUUGACUCUGGCUUCACAGUUGCCAGUUAUCACAAAAGAGGAUGCAGAAAGCAGCAGAGAUAUGGAAGAGAUGCAAGCAAUUUCUGCUGAUUAAGGAAUCUUAAAUACUCCCAUCUUACAAUAAGCGCUGAAGAAAAUUCCAGUAUAAAAAUAAUCUCACUGUGGCUCACACUAGGCUUCAAAACAAACCACACAGUGGGGGGAAAAAUAAGCCACAAUUUCACCACUUCUUUCUCAAAGAUUGUAGCCAGCAAUACAAAAUAGUUUUUAAAAAUGUAAUUCAGCUCUCUCCCUUAUCACAACAUAAGACGAUCCUAAUUAACACCUGUGUUUUUACCUGUUUGUAGAAUAAAUGUUGGCAAAUCCAUUAGUAUUUUUUCCAUGCUGCCUUUGGAGUAAUACCCAUUCAGAAAUCUCUAGUACAUACGUUUUUUUCCAACAAUUUCUGGGAAAAUUGAUAACAGCAUCAUAAAACAUGUAGAAUUAUUUAUAGCAAUACAGUAUCCCUAUCACUUGUUACUACUCCUUAUAGGGGCUCCUAAGUGCUUUAUUCAUGUCAUUUGAAACAUCUGCUGGGUGCUUAUACUGUAUUUUGCUCUUAAAGAGAAAAAAGUAGUUUGGAAUGCCACUGACUGAAGAAAAAAGAAGUAGGAAAUUCUUUGAUUUUCCCCUUCUCCUAGUAUCAUAGCUCUGAGUUUCUUCAGUUAUUGUUUCAACCUAAAGAAAUAUCAGGAAAGAUUGUCAAUAUAUUGCCUGAGUUGUAUCUAAUGUGGGAUGAACCAAUAGAUCAUGGCCUUUUUGGGAAAUUGAUUAUCUUUGCUGAAUAAUAUAUUAAUUCUUAUGUCUGCUAUUAUUUAAGAUGUUUUAUUGGUUUUAUGUAUAAGAAUAUGUGUGGCAUAUGACACAAAUAUUUGAAAAGUUGAGGGAGUGACAUGGUAAAAUCUACCAAUGCUGUUCCAUGUGACUUAUAAAAUGCAAAUUUAGGUGUGGUUUAAUAAUAUAAAAGUAAGAAUGCAAACUAAAUUAGGUUAUUAUUCAGGAAAUUAGAGGUAUUAUCCAUCAUAACAAAUAAUGGAAAAUAUUCAGUUGAAGUGCAAACCUAUUAAUCUUUUUAUGUUCAAAUACUUUAUUAAUGUUUGUUUACUAGUUGACAGGGUAAAGGAUGGGGCCUGGUGUGCUGCCCUUUCUUGGAAUAGCACAGAGCACCCAUCUGCAGCAUGUCCAGAGACUGAGUGGUCCUCCUUCUAGUUCUUAAAUAUUUUUCGAAAGAAAUAACAUUACUGCUAGAAAGAACAAUUAAACACUGUUAAAACACAACACAAAAAAGAAGAAUUUGCUUCAAUUGCAGGGCUUAAAAAAUACAUAUCAAUGCAUCCCUCCCCCCACCCCCGUAUUGCAGAGAAAGUACAUUAUCUGCAAUUCUGGAGAUCAUAUGUCUAAUCCAGUGUACAGCAUGGAAAGAAAAUUAUAUUUAAAAAAAUUAAAAAGAGGGGGACCACAUGUAUAUGAAGAGAUUCUAUAAGCUAAUAAGCUGAAUUGUGUCAGAGAUGUGUGUAACAUAGAUAACAUCAGUGAAUAUGAGGUGGAAUUACGUUAACUAGUGGGUUUCCACUUGUUGUAGACCAAACGAUUUUCCAGAAUCCAACAUAACUCUUUUCUAUGUGUGCUUUGAUUUUUGGCAGAUAUUUUUGAAACCAUCAUUUCAUAAUAAUGAUAGCUAUAUUAUUACAGUGAGGUUUAAUCCAUCUGCCAUGUUGGACAUUUCUGUACCAUGAGAUCAGAGACAACUUGCAAGAAUUUGAUCCCUUCUCAUAAAGAUGGAUAUUCCAUUACCCUUAUAUUGCUUUUUUUAAUUUUACAAAAUAAUGUGGAACAAAAAGCAAUAUUUCAGUCCAAAAUAAUGGGUUUUCCCUGUUUCUUUAGUUUGUAACCAAAAAUAUCUAGAACCUAUCUUAUAAGUACUGUAUGCUUCCAAACCAACAACGUAAAGCCCAAGUUUCAUAAUGAUUUCAAAGAAAUGUGAUGCUGCUAAGACUAUAAAAUUUUUGCAGAGAGAGUAGUGUAAUGUUUAUAUGACCAGAUGUUGAAAAUAUGCUGCUAGCUUCUUAGCUAGUGGACUUACUUACAAAUCUUCAAUAAUGACCUAUACAUUGUUUAGUGGAGCACCCAAAGUUAAACAGAAGUAUAAUAUAUAAAUAUUUUUAUAAGACAUAUGACAUAAGGCAUUUUAAAAACACAUAUUUACUGGCACUGUUAAUAUUUUACUCUGGUAAUGUGAGACCAAACUCCCCGAACUUCAUUUCCCAUUCAGACUUCUAUAUAGCAAGCUAUUGUUGAUUUCCUAAUUUUGUUGGGUAGAGGAGAAAUUCCUUGUGGAACAUAACAUGUUUUUGUACCUUGGAUUCUUUUAUAUUAUAACGAGGUGUAGAGUAUAUUCAAUUUGAAGUCUUACAAAAUUAAAUAUGUGGCAUGUUCUAAGGGCAAAGAAACUUGCCUUUGCCAAGGAGAAAGAAAAAUACUUAUACUUUAUUGCUUUUUCAUGCAAAUCAUUUCAGUAUUAGGUUCAAAAUGUGCAGAAGCAAGUUUGAUGCAGAAAUUUUAUUCUGAUUGAAUCAUUCAGCUGUUCAUCUAAAGCAAUGUUUCUCCACCUAGGAAGUUUUAAGAGGUAUUUUCAGAAUUCCCCAGCCAAUAUGCUGGGGAAUUCUGGGAGUUGAAAUCUAUACCUCUUAAAGUCACUGAGGUUAAGAAACAUUGAUCUGAAGAAUCUUUUGUGAAAUCUGUGGCCUUGUUUGCAGAGAAGAAGUACCCCUUGCCAAUGUCAAUUAGCUUUGUUAAUAUUUGCUUUCAUAACUCUACAUUUAUUUAGCAUUUUUAUUCUAUGUUAGAAUUGAGUUUUGAGAUGUAACUUUGUCACUUCCAUAAUUUCCAAUGCUUAUUUUUCUUAUAUCUCAUUGUAUAACCAUGUUUUAUAUCAUUUUAUAUAACUGACUGGUUUGUGAUUGCAGUUAAUUAACUGUUCCUUCUGCUUUAAAGAUUGUAGCCAAAGUGAACACGCAGAUACCUGACAUUUGACUUCUGUAAGUAGUUGACCAGUCUACUGGUAAAUGUUUGUGCACCGAAUAUUAUUGGAGUGGCAAGUUGUGUAAAUGUUUUAUGUCAAAGCAUCAGCUGCCUAUUUUAAUACCAUUUUAGAACCAAGCUCAUUAUCAAAAUUAAUAUGACAUUGUAAUAAUCAGUCAUAGCCUGAGACAAAGCGCCUGGGAAAACCUCAUGUAGCAGGCAAACAUUUAGAGAAAAAUAAUGGUGUUGUAGUUGGUCAGAGACUUACAGCCUGGUUUGAUAAACAGACUCCAUCCUCAAUCCUCAGAAACCAUCCUUGGUUAUAGAUAAUCUUGGUUAUCUUUGCCUUUAAGCCAAAAGACUCCAGGGCUAGCAGCAGGCUGCAGAUUACAACUAAAGAAUUCCUGAUUUCACCUUUAAAAUUUUCAUAUAGAUUUUUUUUGUUCUGCAGUCUCUGAGUUACAUUUUGUCUUUAUUAAGGCAGUCAAACAUUCCCAGGUUAGUUCUUUGGGAAUCAUGACAGUGGAUGAACUGUGGCUCCUUUUCUAAUUCAUUGAAAUACAGUUUACAUUUUAAGUAUACAAAUGUGAGAAUUUAGCUAAUGACCAAAGUGUUGCCUUUGAGUACUUUUUAGAAUAGACUAAAAAGCAUUUAUAAAAAAUGAAAAUAAAACCCUAUAUUAAAUAGCUGCAGUGCUAUAUCCUACUACCCAUGUGUAGACUCAUUCAGGCUUCCCACUGAGUUAAUAUGUAUGGGUUUGCACUGCACUAAAGUAUACUUUGCUGGUUUUGCCACAUUUUGACAUUCCAUAUGAAUUCUUCUGAAUUAGAAUCUUGAAUGAUUCCAUAUUUGUUGACAUUAUUAAUUUACAAAUGUGUGAAAGCAUUUGUGUUAUACGAUACUUUUGGACUGCCUUACAAAUAUUUUAACAUUGCAUACAACCAAACUAAUGUAGGGUGGAUUCUAAAGUAACUGUCACAACAGUAAAGGCAAUGAGAUUAGGAAAUUAAAAGUAUCAAUCCUUGAAUCUGGAUUGGCAAACUAUCUUCUUUAUAAGUGUCAACUUCUAGAUCUAGUCAACAGUGAUGAAUGGGUGAUAUUUUUGAUUAAAAGAAGACAUUUGGUAUGACUAAAUUCAACACUUGUGUAGGCAGAAUAUUGCCCACUGAUUGCUUUCUGUGUGUAGUUAAGACUCCAGCCUUUCCCCAAAGAAUAACUGCAUUGGAGAAGAUGUAGUCAGGUGGAAUUAGUUUAGAGUUUUGAAAGCUGGAAGAAAAGGCUUGGUAUGUUUUUCAGGCUACAGUGUCUACAUAAUUUGCAUUAAUGCAAGGAAACUUUUUCUUAUAAUUCUAUCCACUCCUUUGCUUUGAGAAUAAUGUUUUAAUUAGUGUUCCAAAUGUCAAAAGAUGCCUGUGUAAUUAAGUAUCUUGAAUGAGAUGCAAUUACAGAGGAGAGUAACCUUUGUUCAAAGGUGCUUGGAAAAGCAUUGGUUCUUUUUCUUUAGAAGGUGUAUUUUGAGCAGCCUUAUGUCAGGAAAACAACAUAUGGAUGUGUGACUAAUUUUGCUGAUUAACUGUGAAAUUAAGGGUGGAAAUACUUUACAAAUGCACUGCCUCCCACUGCACGCACUGAAAAAUUAAUGUGAAAAUAGUAAUAGAAAAAGACGUAUUGAAUUACUGACAUUGAGAUAUUUACUUUGAGUCUCUUUCAAGAGAGCAAAAAAGUCUCCAUAAAAAUUUCCUGAUUGUACUGUUGUGCUUUAAAAAAGCUAAUACAUGAAUUGACUGUCAAGUAAUUUAAAUUUCAACACAAUUUUAAUUGAAAUAAAAGUAAAAACACUAAAA
Thamnophis sirtalis is the source of this 6231-nucleotide messenger RNA. The record is from RefSeq and is a predicted model, not a curated record. NCBI's taxonomy places the organism in Eukaryota, Metazoa, Chordata, Lepidosauria, Squamata, Natricidae.